AUGUCGUUUUUCUUGGAUUCCGUGGUGAUGUUUUCCACUCAGAUUUUGUUUUUUCUUGGAGGAUGGGUUUUCUUUAUCAGACGUCUAUACAAAGACUAUGAGGUGCACCAUAUAAUAGUGCAGCUGAUAUUUUCGUUGACAUUUGCCUUGUCAUGUACAAUGUUUGAACUCAUUAUAUUUGAGAUUCUAGGAAUUCUCAAUACAAAUUCUCGCUAUUUUCAUUGGAAGUUGGAUAUAUUUGCUAUGCUAUUUACAGUAAUAUUUGUAUUGCCAUUCUACAUUGCAUACUUUACACUUAGUAAUAUCAGAUUUGUUCAAAAAAACCGCCUGAUUGUGGUACUAACAGUUGCAGCAUGGUUGAUAUUUGUAUAUUUUUUCUGGAAGUUAGGGGACCCGUUCCCCAUUCUCAGUCCUAAGCAUGGUAAAAUAGCCUUGGCUGAACGUGAGAGUUUACAGAGAGCGGCCAAUGCAACACCCAAACAAAGAGGAAUAUGGGGGAUGAUUAAAAAUGUCACUGGUUCUAGUGGCAAAGAAAGUAUAAGUCAAUUACAACAGGAAGUUAAUGCUUAUGAGGAACUCAGUAGACAACUUUUCUUGGAGGUUGUUGACCUACAUAAUACAAAGGAGAGGAUCAUAUAUUCACGUACUUUACAAGGCAAAUAUUUUAAUUUCAUGGGAUAUAUAUUCUCUAUGUAUUGUCUAUGGAAGAUUGUCAUCUCUACUAUUAAUAUAGUAUUUGAUAGAGUUGGUAAAACAGAUCCUGUUACCAGAGGUGUAGAGAUUGCUGUCAAUUACUUUGGCAUUCAGUUUGAUGUUAAAUUCUGGUCUCAGCAAAUUUCAUUUAUCCUUGUUGGUAUCAUUAUAGUGACAUCAAUCAGGGGAUUAUUAAUUAAUUUAACAAAGUUUUUCUAUGCUAUCUCCAGUAGCAAGUCUUCUAGUGUAAUAGUUCUAGCACUUGCACAAAUAAUGGGAAUGUACUUUGUGUCGUCUGUGCUGCUCAUGAGAAUGAAUAUGCCACCAGAAUACCGCGGUAUAAUAACUGAAGUACUCGGCGAUUUACAAUUCAAUUUCUACCAUCGGUGGUUUGAUGUCAUUUUCCUUGUUAGUGCCUUGUCCAGUAUGGGCUUCAUCUAUCUCGCUCAUCAACAAGCUCCAGAAAAAAACAUGAACCCUUAGUAACCAAUGACUGUGUGUGUUUCCAAUCACAUGAUGACAUAGUAGCCAAUCACGUUGUGAACUACAUGUCAUAUGACUACAUUCAUUCAGUCAUGUGACACUGCAAUAUUCAACAACUGUAGUGACAUAAGUAAUAUCAAAAUGAUGCUGCUAUCUUGGUCACAUGACUGAUACUGUCCAAUCAGCUUUUAAUAAAUUUUACUGGUGUCGCAUUGUAUUUUGCUCAGCAUGUCAUCCAUGUUUAUUUAAAUUAUUUGUACAAGCCAAUCAUAAUAGUGGUAUAGGUCACAUGUCUUCAAUCCGAACAGUGUUCGAGGUCAUAUUGCAUGUACAAGCCAAUCAGAAUAGUGAUAAAGGUCACAUGUCUUCAAUCUGAACAGUGUUCGAGGUCAUAUUGCAUGAACAAGCCAAUCAGAAUAGUGAUAUAGGUCACAUGUCUUCAAUCUGAACAGUGUCCGAGGUCAUAUUGCAUGUACAAGCCAAUCAGAAUAGUGAUAUAGGUCACAUGUCUUCAAUCUGAACAGUGUUCGAGGUCAUAUUGCAUGUACAAGCCAAUCAGAAUAGUGAUAUAGGUCACAUGUCUUCAAUCUGAACAGUGUUCAAGGUCAUAUUGCAUGAACAAGCCAAUCAGAAUAGUGCUUGUGAUUGCAUGUCCUGAGUAAGCCAAUCAGAAACAGCUUUUGUGGUCACAUGUUAGCUAUUAACCAAUCAGUUUACAGCUUAGUUUCUCCAGCAUCUGUAAACAAAAAAAUCGUAUUUUAACUUUGACUUGUCAUGACAUUGUGCUAGGUACAAAUUUGUUUGCAUGUCACCUGAAGGACAGCAUGCAAACCACUGCACAGCGCCCUCUGUUGAUGAAUUUAAACAUAAAAACUUGUCGACCAUCAUUUUGCAAAGAAAAAAAAUAAUCUCUUUUUACAAGGCCUGAAGGCCAAAACUUCUAAAAUGAGUUUGUCAAGUUAAACAAACUUCUCUAAAACUCCACUGGUAAACUUUAGACUUUGACAAACAUUAUCUUUUCAUUAUUUCCUUAUUUAUUUAUUGUGAUGUUUUAGUAAGAAAGUUAGAGCUGCAAAACUUUUCUUAUUAACAUAUUUCUGCAUGUUUCUAUGGUUCCUUGUAUAACACAGAUGGUCAUAUUGCAUGUACAAGCCAAUUACAGUCGUGCUUUUAGUUGCAUGUCUUAAGUAAGCCAAUCAGAAACAGUUUUGUGGUCACAUGUUAGCUUUUAACCAAUCAGUCUACAGCUUAGUAUCUCCAGUCAAGUUUAUGUACAGAGGCAAUAAAUGAUGAAGACAAAAGGGUAAACA
Molecule: messenger RNA, 2486 nt
Organism: Saccoglossus kowalevskii
Lineage: Eukaryota; Metazoa; Hemichordata; Enteropneusta; Harrimaniidae
Product: Golgi pH regulator-like
Biological process (GO): intracellular pH reduction
Cellular component (GO): Golgi cisterna membrane
Molecular function (GO): voltage-gated monoatomic anion channel activity
Source: RefSeq, a predicted model, not a curated record